AUGUCAGUGGGAAACAUCAGCUUUGUAAAGGAUUUUGUCAUUGUCGGCUUUCCUGGACUUCAGUCUCAUUACUAUGGCCUUGUAUCAGCAGUUCUGUUCUUUGUUUAUGUGUGUACAAUGGUGGGCAAUGCUGUAUUUUUCACAUUGUUUGUAACAACUAAGGGCCUACAGAAACCUGUAUAUUUUUUCAUUAUCAACCUUGUUGUGUGUGAUGUACUAUUCAGCACUACUACAUUACCAAAGAUAAUCAGCAGGUAUUGGUUCCAAGAUGGCUCCAUUUCAUUCUUAGGCUGCUUUCUUCAAAUGUUCUUUGUGCAUUAUUUGGGCACUGCCAGUUCGAAUGUUCUGGCAUUAAUGGCUAUAGAUCGCUAUGCAGCUAUAUGUUACCCUCUUCAAUAUCACACUGUCAUGACAACCAGAAAUGUACUCAUUCUGAGCUUUGUAGCAUGGGUUUCAGCUUAUGUACCCUCUUUGUUGAUGAUCAUUAGAGCGUACCCUCUCCCUUAUUGUGCAGAAAACACCAUUGUACACUGUUACUGUGAUCAUAUUUCCAUUACAACGCUGGCAUGCACUGACAGAGCAUUGUAUGGUUUCCCAUCUUUCGUCACUGCCCUUGUCGUACUGUUGGGGUCCCUUGCUAUUAUUGUUUUCUCUUACUGCUGCAUCUUUGUGGCAGUACUGCGAAUUUCAAGUACUCAUGGAAGGCUGAAGACUUUCUCCACCUGCAGUCCACAGCUCAUCAUAAUUGCUCUUUUUUUUCUACCCAGGUGUUUUAUUUAUUUGUCAAGUAACAUUGGUUUAAAGUUCAGCACUGAUUUGCGAUUAAUCAUUAUUAUGAUGUACAGCCUUUUACCGCCCAUGAUCAAUCCCCUUAUUUAUUGUUGGCGAACAGAAGAGGUAAAAAAGGUUUUAAAAAGACUUUUUCAAAACAAACAAAUUGCCAAUCCUUUACAGUUGCCGUGA
Molecule: messenger RNA, 963 nt
Organism: Myxocyprinus asiaticus (Chinese sucker)
Lineage: Eukaryota; Metazoa; Chordata; Actinopteri; Cypriniformes; Catostomidae
Gene: or30bt4
Product: odorant receptor, family 30, subfamily BT, member 4
Exons: 1
Coding region: 1-963 (320 amino acids)
Biological process (GO): G protein-coupled receptor signaling pathway
Cellular component (GO): membrane
Molecular function (GO): G protein-coupled receptor activity; olfactory receptor activity
Source: RefSeq, a predicted model, not a curated record